This is a messenger RNA of Penicillium verrucosum, 1398 nucleotides long. RefSeq names its product tRNA-dihydrouridine(20) synthase (NAD(+)). Gene Ontology annotation, cellular component: cytoplasm. Bases 1 to 1398 code for a protein of 465 amino acids. The record is from RefSeq and is a predicted model, not a curated record. The transcript is spliced from 2 exons. Gene Ontology annotation, biological process: tRNA dihydrouridine synthesis. Gene Ontology annotation, molecular function: tRNA dihydrouridine synthase activity; flavin adenine dinucleotide binding. Lineage: Eukaryota; Fungi; Ascomycota; Eurotiomycetes; Eurotiales; Aspergillaceae.
AUGGCAACCCUCGCAACCGCAACUCCAACUGCACCUGCCCCUGUGCCGGCCGUUGGUGUUGACUACCGCAACAAAAUCGUCCUCGCGCCAAUGGUCCGAUCGGGCGAACUACCCUCCCGCCUCCUAGCGUUGAAAUACGGCGCCGACCUUGUCUGGGGCCCUGAAACAAUUGACCGCUCUAUGAUCGGCACCCAGCGACAAGUGAACCCACGAAACGGCACAAUCGAAUUCACUCGCGUGCCCAGCAACGGCGGACGCGCCAACAAAACAGCCAAAAAAUCAAUCAUCUACCGUAUCGACCCAGAGCGCGAAAAAGGCCGGCUGAUCUUCCAACUUGGCACAGCCGACCCGAUUCUAGCAGUACAAGCAGCGCAUGUUGUGGCCGGCGACGUCUCAGGCAUCGAUGUCAACUCCGGCUGCCCGAAACCCUUCUCCACAAGCGGUGGCAUGGGCGCCGCCCUCCUCCGCACCCCGGACCUCCUCGUCUGUAUUCUGGAGUCCCUCGUCAAGGAAAUCGGCGAACCCUACCAAAUCGGCAUCUCGGUCAAGAUUCGCAUCCUCUCCAAUCCCGAAGAAACAGAGGCCCUCGUCUCCCGCCUUGUGAAGACAGGCAUCACAGGCUUGACAGUCCACUGUCGCACUACUCCCAUGCGACCACGCGAACCCGCAAUCCGUGACCAGAUCCCAAUGAUAGUGCGCAUUUGCCACGACGCCGGUGUGGCGUGCGUGAUGAACGGCGACGUGACUUCGCGUGACCACGGGCUUGCGCUGAUGAACGAGCACGGAGUUGACGGCGCGAUGAUCGCCACCUCCGCGGAGACUAACGCGUCUUGUUUCCGCACCAAGGAGGAUGGCGGUCUCUCCCCGUGGCCGGAGCUCGUCUACGAGUACCUGCGCUUCUGUAUCGAGUCGGAGAACCGUCUGGGCAAUACCAAGUACCUGCUUAACAUGCUGAUCCCCGGCAAGGUCAAAGAGUUCCAGGAUACGAAGCUGUUGAAGACGUACCUUGAUAUCUGCCGCCGGUUGAAAUUCGAGGAUUUGCUUCCUGCAGCUGCGGGUCUUGAUCAAAUUUUGGGUCUCGAUAAUCAGUGGAAGGCUUCUCCACCAAGCCAGUCUGAACCUGAUACAUCCAUCCAGUCUGAACAUGAUAUACCCACCCAGUCUAAGGCUGUGCAGAAUGCUAAGGAGUCCGAGACUGCUCGUGCGGCUGGCGGCGAUGCUGUUCGGACUAAAGCGCCCUUGCCGGCUGUUCAUGGAGGCGGUCCCAUUCGGCGAUCUUCUGCUCCUCAGCCGACUAAGGUUACUCAAGUUGAUGCUGAGCAACCAGCUGAGCAACCAGAUGUCGAGGCUCCUGUUCCCGUUGCACAGACCGAGGCUCCAUCUCAGGUGACGGCGUAA